Phycomyces blakesleeanus NRRL 1555(-) is the source of this 549-nucleotide messenger RNA. RefSeq lists its product as hypothetical. Gene Ontology annotation, molecular function: structural constituent of nuclear pore. Gene Ontology annotation, biological process: protein import into nucleus; poly(A)+ mRNA export from nucleus. The transcript has 4 exons. The coding region runs from base 1 to 549 and encodes 182 amino acids. The record is from RefSeq and is a predicted model, not a curated record. Gene Ontology annotation, cellular component: nuclear pore. NCBI's taxonomy places the organism in Eukaryota, Fungi, Mucoromycota, Mucoromycetes, Mucorales, Phycomycetaceae.
AUGACCAAAUCAACAUCUAGUCAAAAUUCAUCGCUUUCUCAGAUUUUGGAGAGGUCCAGGCUUUUGGCUAGUCAAGUCAAUCCUCAGGAAUUAGCCCCAUUGGAACGUGGCUUAAGUCAAAUCGCAACACAAUCACAAACCCUCAAAGCAAAUAGCGCACCUUCAGGAAAUGGUCUUGAUAUUAAAGCUCAUUACUUUCUGGCUCAGGCAGGAGUUAACACACAAGUGCUGACUCGCGAAUUAGGCACGAUCUACCUUGGUGAACCUACUGAAUAUCGACAACCUAUUAAAGAUACCGAUGUCGAAGGUUAUUUUAAACAGAAGCGUACACAGACAAUUGUCGAUUUGAUGGAAAGUGAAAAACAAGAGAUUCUUCAAGAUAUGGAUAAUGAAUUUGAUAGCGAGAUUAGAGAAACUUGGGAUGAUAUCCGGGUCCGUUUGUGUGGGACUGAAGGACAAGAUGGCACAGAUACUAUUGAUUCUGCUUCAGCGACCAUGUUAAAGUCGAGACUAAAUGUCCUUCAAACCAACCGUUUCCAAAUGGAUUAA